Molecule: messenger RNA, 1935 nt
Organism: Quercus robur (English oak)
Lineage: Eukaryota; Viridiplantae; Streptophyta; Magnoliopsida; Fagales; Fagaceae
Product: NAD-dependent protein deacetylase SRT1
Exons: 14
Coding region: 304-1719 (471 amino acids)
Molecular function (GO): NAD+ binding
Source: RefSeq, a predicted model, not a curated record
UCUUUCCUGAUAUGCAGGGAAGUGAGUCAUGAGUACUAGUUUUGGCUUUUGAGGGGUCUCCUUAAAAGAAGCAAAAAAAUGUUUGUAAUUAUAAAUGCCCUGUCUGUGUGAACAAUAGAAUAGAGAGAGAAAGAGAGGGAAGAAGAAGCUAAAGGGUCUCUCUCUCUUCUCCCAAGUCUCAAACUUUAUAAGUUUUUAUCAACUUUCUAGAGAGAGAGAGAGAAAGAGAGAGAGAGAGAGAGAGUGAGUGAGGUUUUUAGAGAGAGAAAGCCAGCUGAGAGAAAAGAGUGAGUGAGACACACCAUGUCUUUAGGCUAUGCAGAGAAGCUUUCGUACAUAGAAGAUGUGGGCAAUGUUGGAAUGACAGAAUAUUUCGACCCACCUCAUGUUUUGCAAGAAAAGAUUGAACGACUUGCCUUGAUGGUAAAAAAGAGUAAGCAUCUAGUGGUGUUUACAGGUGCAGGGAUAUCAACUUCUUGUGGUAUACCAGAUUUCCGAGGUCCCAAGGGAAUAUGGACCCUUCAGCGUGAAGGCAAAGCCUUGCCUGAAGCAUCACUGCCAUUUCACCGUGCAAUGCCAAGCUUGACUCAUAUGGCUUUGGUUGAACUUGAGAAGGCUGGUAUUUUGAAGUUCCUUAUUAGUCAGAAUGUUGAUGGCCUCCAUCUUCGGUCUGGAAUUCCAAGGGAGAAACUUGCUGAAUUGCAUGGGAACUCAUUUAUGGAAGCUUGCCCUUCAUGUGGAGCCGAGUACUUGCGGGAUUUUGAGGUGGAAACUAUUGGUUUGAAGGAGACAUCAAGGCGUUGUUCUGAUGUAAAAUGUGGUGCUAAACUUAAGGAUACGGUUCUUGACUGGGAGGAUGCCUUACCCCCUAAGGAGAUGGAUCCUGCUGAGAAGCACUGCAGGAUGGCUGAUGUUGUAUUAUGCUUGGGGACAAGUUUGCAAAUAACUCCAGCAUGUAACCUACCUCUUAAAUCACUCCGUGGUGGGGGAAAGAUUAUAAUUGUGAAUCUUCAGAAAACUCCAAAGGACAAGAAAGCAAGUUUAGUGAUCCAUGGGCGGGUAGAUAAGGUCAUUGCUAGUGCCAUGGAGUUUCUUAAACUGCAGAUUCCGCCAUUUGUAAGGAUUGAUCUUUUUGAGGUCAUUCUAACUCAAGCAUUAAGUAUAGAUAGAAAAUAUGUGAACUGGACCCUCCAAGUUGCUAGUGCACAUGGACGGCGAGCUCCAUUGCCCUUCAUCAAAUCUGUUGAGGUUUCCUUCUUGGACAACCAAGAUUAUAAAGAAGCUAUCCUACAAAUGCAACCAUUUCGUCUGAAAAGGAGAACCAUGCAGGCAAAAUCAUUUGAAUUGGUCUUAAAAGUCAACUUCAUUGAUGGUUGUGGCUGCCAGUCUGUUGAAAUUAAUAUCCCUAUUGAUUUUAAGGUUUCAAUUGACUGCUUUAACCCUGACAAAGACUCUGUACUUCAAAGGCUGAGAGACACAGCAAUUCAAGAUUUAUGCUGCGGGAAGAAUGCAGUUAUUGAGAGAACGGCCUUCUUGAUGCCGAAAAGUGAGGUAACUGUCUAUGCCAUUGUCACCAACAUUGUUCAGUACAUCAAAACCUCCAACGUCUUAGCUGAUUCUCUCAGUAAUGGCAAUGUAAAAAGGCAAAGGGAAAGUGUAAAUGGUACCGGAACAUCUAGGAAGCGAUCAAAAGUGCAUAGGAGAAAAUCUAGAUAUUAGAAAAUAGAAGGUUGUGGUUUGAGUUUUGUAUAUAUGGUAUUCAUUAAAACUAUCAAAAAUUAUAAUAUGUAGGGACUGGGUGAAUUUUGUUAGAUACUACACUCGGUCUCCCCAGUAAUAUGGGUAGGGGAUGAUGUGUUGGUUAAUUGGUUAGCAGAAUUUCAGUCUGUAAGUUUCUGAGAUCAUUGAGGAUUCCAUAGUGACCAUUGGCUAAUA